AUGCGACAGUGUGGCAUCACUUCGUCGUUGAUUUGUUUGUGGAUUUGUUUACAAUUGACGAGGUGUGAAAUCGAUGGCAAUGUCGAAUCAUCGAAUGUCGACGACGAUUUUUUGGAAACGGCAACGGGCAAAGUUGCCCAAUUUGCACUUGACCCGUGUGAGCAGUACGGAUGCACGUGUGGAAAUCUGCGGAUAGAAUGCCGAAAUGUUGAACCAUCCAAUCUUAAUCAGUCUCUGUUUGAUGUUUAUCCGCAAGGCAAAUCGAUCACAUUUGAGGACUGUAAUGAGGAAAUACUCAAUUUAAGCGUUUUCUCGAAUGCCGUUCAUCUAGAACGUGUAUCUGUGAUUCGAUGCGGUGUUAUCGAUGUGAAAAGUGAAGAUAUUUUAUUCGACUUGAAACAUUUGGAACUACCUCAUAAUGGUUUAAAUGACAAAUCAGUGAAUAUUCUCUGUGAUCUGCUGCGAUAUAUUCCAUCAAUUGUUUCACUGAAUUUGUCGUUUAAUCGUAUAUCAACGUUUUUCUUGAACGAUACGUCAUGCUUUCCGUCAUCAUUACGGCAUCUGAAUCUUUCACAUAACCAGAUAUCUUCGUUUAAUAUUCAUCAUUCAAAUGUAGCAGUGCUUGAUCUGUCCGGAAAUCAACUAUGCGAAAUUGAUGAUCCACGAACAUGGGCAUCUUCGUUGAAAUCGCUGAAUAUCUCGUCGAAUCGUUCACUGAAGAAGAUUCCAAAUUUGUCGAUGAACAGACUCGAAGAUCUGAAUUUAGAUGGAUGUGGAAUAUCUGAGUUGAUAGUGAGCAGAUGUCCACGGCUGAAGAAUUUAUCUGUGCGUAACACUCCUUUGGAAGUGUUGGAUUUUGAUUUGCUAAAUGUUCCUUCAUUACAACAGAUGGAUCUUUCGGACAGUCACUGGUUAAGUAGUGUAAUUGGUGUUCUACCGCCCAGCAUGCAGUCUUUCCGUCUUAACAGUUCAUUGGUCAGCUAUUUACCGAAAGCAUUUUUCAGCAGGGCGGUAAAUUUAGUUGAGCUGAAAUUGAUGCCGAACGAAUGGAAUUGUGACGAGUGUUUAAUGGAAUGGUUUGAUCCCGUAUCGGCUCUGAUGCAGAAAUCACAGUUGAACUGUGCUGAUAAUGAUUCUUAUGCUGUGCAGCCAGAUUGUUCGAUUGGUAUUGCAGAACCGUUACGAUGGGUGAACGGUAGCAAAAAUAUUGUUCGUACACGAUAUGGGAAAUCGGCGAUUCUGAAAUGUGACGCGUAUGGAGUGCCUCAACCCAAAAUUGAAUGGUGGUUGGUGAGACCAGAACUGCUGAUUGGCUCAUAUGAUCCGAUCAGCAAGCGUAUUGCAAUGGAGUGGUCUCGGAACAAUUCUUAUCGUAUACUGAAAGGUGGAAAUCUGCUCAUAUCGAAUGCAAGCCGGAAAUUGGUUGAACGAUAUCGUUGCGUUGCCUUGAACGAAAUGGGUAACGCAUCGACGAUUGUACGUUUCCGUUUGGACUAUUCAUUCUGGUACAGUCUCGAGCUGUUCGAUUCGGUGUUCUGGGGCUCAGUUGUGGCAUCGUUGUUGUUGUGUGCGACAUCGUUCGUGCUGAACAUUUUGUGGAUUAUGUGCCGUAAAACGGGUCUGUGGUGGCUCCGAAGAACAGAACGUUUAUCGCGUGUUCGAAGUAUGGUGGAAGCGGUCGAGAAGUAUCGUCAACGGCAAAUGAUGAGUUUGCACGAGACUUAUCGUACACGAAUUGAACAUGUUCGAGAGAAUUACCAUCAGCAGGUUGAACAAUUACGAUCCUCUUAUGCAAGCCAAGUGGGACGUUUCCGUCACUAUCGUGCUGCACAGAUGGAAACAAUGGGACAACAUCUGGAUAGUAUUCGAGAUAAUUAUUAUCAACAGUUGUUGAUUUAUUUGGAAUUUUUUUCUGAAUGUAAUGAAAAAAUUUACGUUCCGUUGAAGAUGUGUCGAUUGCGCGACUAUGGCUCGAAACAUGUGGAUCAAUUAUGGGAGAGUUACGAACGGCAAAUGAAUCGUAUUCGAACAUUCUCGUUGCAACAACGCUUGAAACUGAUGCGUCAAUACAAGGUGAAGCAACACUACGUGAACUCGUUGCUGGAGAAGUUCGGUAGUGAUGACCCAUCGGCAGUGGCUUGUCUGAAACAGCAAUCUGAAGCAGCUGUGUUGGGACCAGUUGAGGAACUUGACGAAAUGGAGGGCGCACUGUCGAGAUCGUCCUCGUAUUAUUCACUGCCUGAAUAUGUGCUGGACGAAUCGGGUGAAAUGCAUUGUGCAUCGAACGUAACCGAUAUGACACAUAUGUUGAACCGGCAUCGACAACCGUCGGUGAAGAAAACGAAAAAUCGGGCAAGCGAUCCGAGGAAAGAGAACCAAAAUAGUGCUUAUAACGAUAGUGAGUGUGAUGAUGACGGCGAAGACCAACAGCCAUGCACUUCAAGCGGGUAUAAAGGAAGGUCGAGAGGCGAUCGCAAGAGAUCACCAGCCAGCUUACAACCGCUCAAAAAACCGCAUUUCCCAAAACAGCAACAACAACAACAGCAGCAAAGUGAUAGUAGUGUAACUCGUACGGGUCAGACACCCUCAUCAGAAUCGACUGAUCUAAUCGCGGACCUGUCUUCAUCGUCCUGUACCAAUCCACCGAACAGCAAUAACAACAAGAAUCCCAUUCGAAUAACUCAACUGUAA
Messenger RNA from Anisakis simplex (herring worm), 2691 nucleotides. NCBI's taxonomy places the organism in Eukaryota, Metazoa, Nematoda, Chromadorea, Rhabditida, Anisakidae. The record is from the annotation of a GenBank genome assembly.